GCUCAAGUCGUCUUGCUUGUGUGGGCCAAAUAGACAUGGCACUGUCUCUCCUACAUAAACCUGGCUAUCACACAACAUCAAAAAGAGACGGAGGUCUCAGAUACCAUCAUUCAGACGACAGUCUUUAGGGUCUCCACACGAGAAGGUGUAAAAAUGAUUGAGGGGCCAACAAGGAGAAGGUCCAUGUGUAAAUGUUCCUGAGCAUCUUUUAAAGUUGCUGUCUGAGUCACACAUGCUUUUAUAGUGAAGCAUGGCUUGUGACGCAGUCCGUCGCUCAGACUCAUAUCUCCAUUCACUCUAAGAUGUGUCAUGCAGGAGAUGAAAACUAAUGGACUGGUUAAAGAAGACUGUGGAUCAUUUACUGGUUUUCUUUUUGUAGUUCUUACCCAAGGCGGCGAGAAACUGUUUCAAUCCACGAGUAAUGAAUAGAAAGAAUGAAAGGAAACCGGGCUCCUGUGUGAUUUUUCAAGUAUUGUUGAAGGUGUUGAGGGGAUAGCGUUACGGACUGGAUCACUGCAUGAGCGUGCCGGCAAGAUGAGUGUGCCGGCAAACUGUGGAUUCUCUUUCUCAGCUGAUCGGGCACUUAACCCACGGAUCUGGAGUUUGUGUGGAUCCCCAUGUGCUGUCAACAGACCCAUUGACAUUGUGCAAAAACGCAGGCGUUUUGAUGUUGAGAAUGGGUUGUCAGUGGGCCGCAGUCCUCUGGAUUCUCAGGCCAGUCCAGGCUCUGGCCUCGUGCGGCCGGCCAAUUUUCCCCACAGUCAAAGACGGGAAUCCUUCCUGUAUCGCUCCGAUUCUGACUUUGACCUAUCACCCAAGGGAAUGUCCCGAAACUCAUCCACCGCUAGUGAGCUACAUGGAGAAGACAUGAUAGUUACACCAUUCGCACAGGUCCUUGCCAGCUUGAGGACUGUGCGAACCAACUUUGCGGUUUUGACGCAUCAACAGGACCGUGUGCCGAGCAAGAGGUCUUCUGGAAACAACCCACCAUCCAUGUGCAAAACAAGCCUACCAGAGGAGCCGCUGCAGAAGUUGGCAGUGGAAACGCUGGACGAGUUGGACUGGUGUCUCGAGCAACUCGAGACACUGAAGACACGUCACUCAGUCAGUGAGAUGGCGUCCAACAAGUUUAAAAGGAUGCUGAAUCGAGAGCUAACACAACUGUCAGAAACAAGCAAGUCAGGAAAUCAGGUCUCUGAGUUUAUCUCCAGCACUUUUUUGGAGAAGCAACAUGAUAUGGAAAUCAUGUCUCCUUCAACCAAGGAGAAGGAGAAGAAGAAGCGUCCCAUGUCCCAGAUAAGUGGAGUUAAGAAGCCCACACACAGCUCCAGCGUGGCAGCUUCCAGCAUCCCACGCUUUGGCGUCAACACUGACAAGGAAGAUCAGCUGGCCAAGGAAUUAGAGGAGAUCGACAGAUGGGGUGUGGAUAUGUUUAAGAUAUCGGAGUAUUCCAACAACCGACCAUUAACGGUAGCAAUGUACACAAUCUUUCAGGAAAGAGAUCUAUUAAAAUCCUUCAAAAUUCCUGUAGACACCUUCAUUAUGUACAUGAUGGCGUUGGAGGAGAACUACCAUUCAGAUGUUGCAUACCAUAAUAAAAUUCAUGCAGCUGACGUGGUCCAGUCCACCCACGUGCUCCUCUCCACUCCCGCCCUGGAGGCUGUGUUUACUGACCUUGAGAUCUUGGCUGCAUUGUUUGCUAGUGCAAUACAUGAUGUGGACCACCCAGGUGUAUCCAACCAAUUCCUCAUUAACACAAACUCAGAGUUGGCUCUCAUGUACAACGAUUCGUCAGUUCUGGAGAACCACCACCUGGCUGUUGGCUUCAAACUACUUCAGGAAGAAAACUGUGACAUCUUUCAGAACUUGACGAAGAAACAGAGACAGUCGCUACGCAAAAUGGUCAUAGACAUGGUCUUGGCCACAGAUAUGUCAAAGCAUAUGAAUCUGUUAGCAGAUCUUAAAACCAUGGUAGAGACCAAGAAGGUGACAAGUCUAGGUGUGCUACUGUUGGACAACUAUUCAGAUCGCAUACAGGUUCUUCAGAAUAUGGUGCAUUGUGCUGACCUGAGCAACCCGACGAAGCCCCUUGAGCUUUACCGCCAGUGGACCGAUCGCAUCAUGGUGGAGUUCUUUACUCAGGGGGACCGGGAGAGGGAUAAGGGUAUGGAGAUCAGUCCCAUGUGUGACAAACACAACGCUUCCAUCGAGAAAUCACAGGUGGGCUUCAUUGACUACAUCGUGCACCCGCUGUGGGAGACCUGGGCAGACUUGGUUCACCCUGAUGCCCAGGAGAUUCUCGACACAUUGGAGGACAAUCGCGAAUGGUACCAGAGCAUGAUUCUUCACAGUCCCACGUCAACCUCAGACACAAAGAGCAGUACGGCUGGGACGGGACCGGUGGGUGGAGGUAUGACCUCAGCAGGGGAAAAGUUUCAAUUUGAACUGACAUUAGAAGAAGAAGGAGAGUCUGAUGUUGAAGAAGACUUCAAUCUAGAUUCCACCUAUACAGAUCCAAAUGGCCAACAUUCGUCUCCAGCUCCCCCCACGCAGCAGGCGAACCUGAACACUUGGUCCCAUGGCUGCAGGACUCUGUCUUUAGAAAUGGGUGAGCCACCAGACAGUGAGGAUGAGGAGAGAGAGUUUGACCAGGAUGGGAAAAGCGUGUCGUGCCUGAGUCUGGGAACAUAACAAAUGCACUUUUAUUGCCUUUUUUAAUUUUAUUUCGUACCUCUUCUGCACCAGCCUCCCCAUCCCUCUUAUCCCAUCCUUAAGUUACUUGGGCGAACGGGACACAGGGCAGGAGAGCAAAGGAGUAGCAGGAACGUAUCCACAGGACAUGUUUUUAUACAGCAGUCACCUUGCACUGGAGAUAACUCCUAGUCUACAAACUCUAAAAACAUUUUUGUACCGCAAAAAACUGCCUGUGUGUUAUGGACUGAGAGGAAAUCUACUUUAAAGUGUCUUCCUGCGACAUCUGGAGUUUUAAGUAACGAACAAUUGGCCCUUUUGAGAGUUUAUAGCGGUUGUCGGAACAUAGUGACUGAUAAACAGGACACUUUUUAUGACACGUAUGUGCACUAAUGUUUUUUUUUAAAGAUACACUGUUGACUUAAAGCUGGUAUAUAUAUAUAUACCUGAACAAAAACAACCUAACCUUAACGUAACAAACAAACCUCAGGAUACAAAGAAAUGAUUACUUUCAUGUAGCAAACAGCUUGAGGGUACCCACAGUGACCACAGUCUUCCUCCGACUGCUAUAAAAAUCUUUAGACGAGAAGUCGAGCCAUGAUUGUGAUCUUUUGUAUUUGUGUAUUGCACCAUCUAGUGCUUAGUAGUGGAACUAGAGCCGCAAUUAUAGGACUUACCACUCCGACCGAAUACAGUGGCUCUGUAUUGUUAUGUACCUUUGCACAUAUUUUACUCAUUUGAUUUGACUAUUACUAUUGAAACUGUUUUAACUUAAACCCUCUCACCUUUGUUUGUAGGAAUGCUUUUUUUAUUUAUUGCAUUCACGUUGUUUACAUCCUUGUUUUUUCUAUUAUUGCAUUGUAUACUUUCAUCAUUUGAAACAGCUUGCUUCUGAUAUUAUAUGUAGCACUUUAGAAAUUACUUUUCAUUGCUCCAUCAGUAAGGGCUUUAUUAGUCAUUAUAAAUUCACCAAGGUCAGCAGGGUUACCAGCAACGUGUACUUGCCCUGUAAUUUGUGCGGUUUGGUCUAUAGAAGGCUUACAUCCACUAGUCUAGGAAAUGAGCGGUGUCCUAAAACCACACGUGUGCUUUUUUUCUGUGCUGGUCACACUGAAAAUAUGAGACUUGAGGUGUAUUAACAUUAAAUGUAUUCAAUUCUAAAAGCAAACUGAACAAAAGCUGAUGAAGUUCAUGCCUGAAGUACACGGGUUUAAACGCAUAACGCCAAAGUUCAUUUUUGUGCCAGACUAGUUUUUGGUGAUUGAUCAAUUCUCUGCUUUUCACGGGGACAUAGCCAAUGAUGGUACAAGUGCCAAGCAAGCAUGAUCCAUGCUGUACUGUAAUUUCCAUUUUGCCACUGGCUAAUUUCCAUCAAUGGCAACUACUGUCAGUAACAUACCAAUCGGAUAAUUUCUUUCUUUCAUUCUUAAAACACAUUGUCCUUAUGUCAGUU
Paramisgurnus dabryanus is the source of this 4144-nucleotide messenger RNA. RefSeq names its product phosphodiesterase 4C, cAMP-specific a (gene pde4ca). The record is from RefSeq and is a predicted model, not a curated record. NCBI's taxonomy places the organism in Eukaryota, Metazoa, Chordata, Actinopteri, Cypriniformes, Cobitidae. Gene Ontology annotation, molecular function: 3',5'-cyclic-nucleotide phosphodiesterase activity. Gene Ontology annotation, biological process: signal transduction.